Anopheles merus is the source of this 1151-nucleotide messenger RNA. RefSeq lists its product as uncharacterized. The transcript is spliced from 2 exons. NCBI's taxonomy places the organism in Eukaryota, Metazoa, Arthropoda, Insecta, Diptera, Culicidae. The coding region runs from base 82 to 1080 and encodes 332 amino acids. The record is from RefSeq and is a predicted model, not a curated record.
UGUGAGUACGAGCUUUGACCGGAAGCUAGCAGGAUACCUCCGCAUCACCGCCAACAGUGUGUCGUUCGAAUCGACCAGGAAAUGAGUUUCGGGACGGUCUGGGUAGCGGCAGCACUUGCUCUAGGAUUGACGGUGUUGCCACAAGUGACAGGUGUCAAACACGUCGACAUAUUUCAGCAAUUUAACGAUGGAAGCUUCGAGGCAAGUCAAAAAUCAUCGGACGGAUCGCUAGACCCUUUGGACGAGGAAGACAUCCGCACGGAACAGCCAACGAGCUGCGUCGAGGAGGUGCUGCCGACCGACCCGCUAGAGCUGCACGAAAAGCUGGAAAAUGAAACGGACAUUCCGCGUAUGGUGGUGCAAAACAUCUCCCGACCGAAUCUGGGCGAGCUGUUCCAAAAGCUCACCACGGGCUUCUUCAGCCUGAACCUCUUCCAGAUCGGCCAACACGUUCGCGGCGUCCUGGUCAGCAUCAAGAGCCGCAUGAUGGCGUACACCAACGAUGCCGUUGCCAAAUUCGAGCACCUACGCCACCGUACGAUGCGUGCGGUAAAGCGCAAGAUGGACGAGCUUAACGAACAGAUCCGCACCUACUUCCAGAACGAGUUCGUGGAGUACCGGGACGUGUGCCUUCCGGACGAGGACCACUGCAUGAAACUGCUGCACGCCCAGAUUGACCAGUAUGAGCAGCGGUUGCGCACGAACGUGGAAGAAUGUCACGACAAGCUGGCGGACCACCUGGCCGAGCAGCGGCGCGAAAUAGACGCAGCACAACAGCUGAUGGCCGAACCGUACCGUAAGAUGGACGGUUGCCUGAACCGGGAUGCCGGUUUUGGGCGCAGCUUCUUGGCCUGCAGUGGCAGUGCCGUGGCGAAUCUGGCCCAGCUAACCACGGCAUCGAUGCAAUCGUUCGCCGACAGGAUGACCUUCCUGUCCAGCAAGUUUACGAGGCGUGUGGACAAGUUUGAAAAGUGCGUCGUGAAGAGACGGCAGCUGAUGAAGCAAAACGAACGUGAGGUGGUGGAGAAGUCGAAGAGUUGCUUCAAGAAACAACAGUCUCAACCGGAAGCUUUCUUCUGACCGUGCAGCAUAUGGAAGACGAUGAUAAACACGCACACAAAUAAAGCUGUGAGACGAUGUUAGGUACAAUU